Nicotiana attenuata is the source of this 1062-nucleotide messenger RNA. RefSeq lists its product as uncharacterized. NCBI's taxonomy places the organism in Eukaryota, Viridiplantae, Streptophyta, Magnoliopsida, Solanales, Solanaceae. Bases 1 to 1062 code for a protein of 353 amino acids. The transcript has 2 exons. The record is from RefSeq and is a predicted model, not a curated record.
AUGACAACUGUGAGAGCACUAAUAGGAACUGCUGUAAAGAAAGGUUGGCAGAUGUUCCAGUUAGAUGUCAACAAUGCCUUCCUUCAUGGAGAUCUCCAUGAGGAAGUGUACAUGCAAAUACCUCAGGGCCUAGCAGUUGACAAACCAGGUUUAGUAUGCAAGUUAAACAAGUCCCUAUAUGGUCUCAAACAAGCAAGAACCCAUCAAGAAGAGAUUGAUUCUCUGAAAAGUUUUCUGCAUGAAACUUUCAAGAUAAAAGACUUAGGGAGGCUACAUUACUUCCUGGGAAUGGAAGUGCUUUAUAAAGGAGAUGGAGUGUUGAUAUCUCAAAGAAAAUUCACUAUGGAUUUACUGAAAGAGUUUGAAUGUACCCAAUAUUCCAGCCUAUCAUCACCUCUUGAUCCCUCCACAAAGCUAAAGGCGGAUGAAAGUCCUUUGUUAGCUGAUCCUUCCAACUACAGAAAAUUAGUAGGUAAGCUAAAUUUCUUGACAAAUACAAGGCUUGAUAUAUCCUUCAGUGUCCAGCACCUUAGUCAAUACAUGCAAUCACCAAGAGAGAGUCAUCUGAAAGCUGCCUACCAUGUCUUGAGGUAUCUAAAGGGUGAUCCAAGCCUGGGAAUUUUCUUUUCUAACAGCAAGGAUUAUGGAGUAAAAGCUUUUUGUGACUCAGAUUGGGCAGCAUGUCCUGAAACUAGAAAAUCAGUCAGUGGUUACAUUGUGUUACUUGGCAAUAGUCCCAUCAGCUGGAAAUCAAAGAAGCAGUCCACCAUUUCUUUGUCUUCAGCUGAAGCAGAAUAUCGAGCAGCUAGACAGGUUGUGGGUGAGCUAGUUUGGUUGGUUACACUGCUCGAGGAGCUGACUGUACCUGUGAAUCUUCCUAUUCCAGUAUUUUGUGACAGCCAAGCAGCCUUACAAAUAGCCAGGAAUCCAGUGUUUCAUGAGCGCACAAAACACAUAGAAGUUGAUUGCCACUUUGUCAGAACCAAGUUGCAAGAGGGCUUGAUUCUUUACACCAUGUUUCCACCAAUGAGCAGCUCGCAGACAUCUUCACCAAGUCCUUAA